AAGCUCAUCUCAUGUAUGAUUAACUGCCUGUCUCUCCCAGGGGAAGAGUUUGUGCAUCACAAUGCCAGGCAGCUGACCAGGGUUUAUCCCAGUGGCCUCAGAACAGACUCCUCCAACUUCAACCCACAGGUGACGUGGAACACAGGGACUCAAAUAGUUGUGUUGAAUUUCCAGACGGCAGGGGUUGAGAUGAACCUCAACGAUGGACUGUUCAGUCAAAAUGGCCGCUGUGGCUAUGUCCUCAAACCUGACUUCAUGAGGAUGUCAGAGAGGAGGUUCGAUCCUGAGGUUCCACAGAACCGGGAAGGCUACCAACUCAGCAGUCUCUGCUUUCAGGUGAUCAGUGCACAGCAGCUUCCCAAAGUGAAUAUCAAGGAGAGCUCCGUUGUGGACCCGUUUGUGAGAGUGGAGAUCCAUGGACUUCCUCUAGACCAGGCCAAGCAGGAGACCAGAUACAUAGACAACAAUGGGUUCAAUCCAGUGUGGAUUUUGCGGACACUUUGCGGUUCACCAUCCAUGUGCCUGAACUGGCCCUGGUACGCUUUGUCGUGGAGGACUACGACAAGGCGUCAAGGAAUGAUUUUGUCGGACAGUAUACCUUGCCUUUCUCAUGUAUUCAGCAAGAAACCACUGAGUUCCUUUCCAAGUGGAAUCUUUGCUGGCACACAAAUCAGCCCUGAAGCCCUCGUGCAAACUCUGAAGUGUGAAGAAUUAUCAAAUGACACUGGUACACCUGCACAGAAAGUCCCUGAGGAGAAGAAGCAGCAGACGAAGAAAGAGAAGAUGAAGGAGAGGCGAGACAGGUGGCUAAACAAGAUCAGCUCCAUCAAGCUGGCCAAGGAGCAACAAGUGGCCCAGGCUAAGAGGGCGGCCAUGCCCGUUGUGGGUGACAUGAGGCCGCUGGCAGACGCCCUGCCAGAACUCUGCCAGCUCAUCCCCGCCACCACCAGGACCUCCAGAAAGGCCUCCAGAAAGAAUAGGGUGCCAGUGAAAAAGAAGCCAGAACCAACAGACUUCAGCCUGAUGAAGCCAGCACAAAAACGCAAACUCCUGGAGAGUGAGACCAGCCGGUUUAGUGAAGCUGUGAAGAACCUGGCACACAGCAAGACUAACCCUCUGGCAGCUAUUGGUGAGCAUCUGAGGAAGAGACUGAAGCAGGAAGAGGAGCAGGGGCCUAGCUAACCUGUUCGACUGGAGACGCCAUUUGGAUCUGCAGUUGAGCAUCCCCACCCAGAGACAUGGAUCGUGUUUGAGAUCGACUACGUUGCAGUCUGCAACUGCAGACUAGCUGACCGAUCUAGAAAUAACCUUGCACCCUAAAUAACUACUUAUUAUAAUUGGUAGAUCAGUCAUAAAAUUGAUGCUUUCGAACACGGCCAUGACACAAGAAAGCCCCUGCCUUUUUUAUUUAAGGGCAACCCUGAUGCCUGCAUCCCUGUUCCCUGUGCCCAAUCUACCAAACCUGCCAAAAUCAAUGAGAUCUUGUGAUUGAAGUGGUUUUGGUCAUUGUGCACUAUACCAGUAAAACAUCAGAGGACUUACAGGUUGUCUGAGUACCGGCGAUGUUUACGACACCUAAUUAGAUCAUGCCCCCAGUUCUGGAGAAGUUGAAAAUGAAUAGUUACUUUUGUGAAUGAGGAAAAAUAAACUGAUGUUGUAAAUGUUGAGAUUAGAUCUGUCAUCAAAAUGACUCCUUUCAAUUUUUGUACAGUAUCUCUUCCACAUUUCUUUUAGGCGAUAUUAAAAAUGCAGUACGGUACAUUAAAACUUGCCUUUCAUUUUGUAUAACACGA
Oncorhynchus nerka (sockeye salmon) is the source of this 1793-nucleotide messenger RNA. Its product is annotated as ribosome biogenesis protein SLX9 homolog. Gene Ontology annotation, biological process: phosphatidylinositol-mediated signaling; lipid metabolic process; maturation of SSU-rRNA from tricistronic rRNA transcript (SSU-rRNA, 5.8S rRNA, LSU-rRNA). Gene Ontology annotation, molecular function: phosphatidylinositol-4,5-bisphosphate phospholipase C activity. The transcript has 9 exons. The record is from RefSeq and is a predicted model, not a curated record. Gene Ontology annotation, cellular component: nucleolus; 90S preribosome; preribosome, small subunit precursor. NCBI's taxonomy places the organism in Eukaryota, Metazoa, Chordata, Actinopteri, Salmoniformes, Salmonidae. The coding region runs from base 16 to 1182 and encodes 388 amino acids.